AUGAGUUCUUCUAUCGAAGAUUUCGGUACUCCGGUUUUGAAAUGUCAAGCAACAACGUCUUCCAAGAAAAAAUUUACUGGGGUGGAUGGUUUUCGAGAGAAGGAGGUCGAGCUCCAUGGCGAUGGUUCUGAAGAUGCACCUAAUACUGGUAGGGACCAAAACGAUGGUCGCGAAGGCCAUUGGCACGAUUUAGAACCUGACAAUAGUGCUGAUCCUUCGGUAUGCUUCGACGAUCCUGCCAAUUAUCCCGAUGGUGGCUGGAGAGCUUACCUUGUAGUCUUUGGGUCUUUCUUAGGACUUACUGUUGAUUUUGGUUUCAUUAAUUCCAUUGGUAGCAUCCAAUCAUAUUUAAACCUCCAUCAGCUUCAGAACGAGUCCACCGUGGGGUCUUCAUUUAUCUUUGCCAUAUUUCUUCUUCUAACCUAUGUUCUUUGUUUGAUUGGUGGUGUUGCUUUUGAUGAGCUAGGACCUAGGAUCCCGCUAAUUUUUGCCACCAUUUUAAUGUUCUUUGGUCUUUUUUUCACCGGAAGUUGCAAUACGGUUCCUUCGUUCAUUGGUGUUCUUGGUAUAUUAACCGGGUUGGGAAUGGGAACCUGCAGUGCUCCUUUAACUGGUGUUGUCAGUCAUUGGUUUUACAGGAAAAGAUCCACAGCUUUUGCUAUGGCUACUGUCGGAGGAUCCGUUGGAGGAAUCAUCAUUCCCUUAUUGUUGAACAAACUGUAUAUUGUCGUUGGUUUCACUUGGGCUUUGAGGAUUCUAGCCUUUGUCUGUUUGGGACUUAUGAUUAUCUGUAUUUUGCUUGUCAGUGGUAGAAAAGAUAAGAUUUGUCCUCCAGAAGCAAGUGAAACGAUCAAAUAUACUGGAUCCAACCCCAUCCUGCAUAAAGUGUCAAUCCUUUGUGGUAAAGCUGUAAACUUUCGUGCCUUAAAAGAGCCUGCAUACCUUCUUUGUACGCUUGGUAUAGGGUUUUCUGAUCUUUCCUUGGUUUGUACUCUCACUUACUUUCCUUCCUACGUUACUUUUGUCGGCUACAGUGAGACUAAGGCCAAUACCAUCAUUACCAUCAUUAACUGUAUGGGGAUAUUGGGUAGGUAUAUACCUGGUGUCUUGGCCGAUAAGAUAGGUCCCUAUAAUGUCAUGAUCAUUAUGAUGACUGCUACCUGUUUAAGUGUGUGGGUUCUUUGGUUGGCCUGGUCUAUGUCAAAUAGUGGUCUCUCUUCAAUUUAUGUGUUCUCUGUGAUUUAUGGUUUUUUCAAUUCGUCUGUUCUUUCUUUGGCUCCCAGCUGUAUCGCUGCGAUAUCCUCGACAAAAGAGUUUGGCCAACGCUAUGGAACUGCCUAUUUGGUGGCAGGUUUCUUUGUUUUUGGAGGCAUGAUCGGAGGUGGUGCUAUUAUAUCCGAAGAAAGUAUUGAGAACUAUAGCUACUUUGCUAUCUAUUGUGGUUCCCUUUACGUUGCAAGUAUUGCAGCCUAUGCUGCAAGCAGGUUUGUUCAGGUUGGUCGUCGUUUCAAAGUAAUUGUUUAA
Molecule: messenger RNA, 1524 nt
Organism: Brettanomyces nanus
Lineage: Eukaryota; Fungi; Ascomycota; Pichiomycetes; Pichiales; Pichiaceae
Exons: 1
Coding region: 1-1524 (507 amino acids)
Biological process (GO): transmembrane transport
Cellular component (GO): fungal-type vacuole membrane
Molecular function (GO): transmembrane transporter activity
Source: RefSeq, a predicted model, not a curated record